Komagataella phaffii GS115 is the source of this 1098-nucleotide messenger RNA. Its product is annotated as E1 beta subunit of the pyruvate dehydrogenase (PDH) complex. Gene Ontology annotation, molecular function: pyruvate dehydrogenase (acetyl-transferring) activity. The record is from RefSeq and is a predicted model, not a curated record. Gene Ontology annotation, biological process: pyruvate decarboxylation to acetyl-CoA. Lineage: Eukaryota; Fungi; Ascomycota; Pichiomycetes; Pichiales; Pichiaceae. The coding region runs from base 1 to 1098 and encodes 365 amino acids. The transcript has a single exon.
AUGUUGCCAUUUCAAGCAGUAGCCAAAGCAGGCCUCAAGCCCCAAUUGACCCGCAUGAGUGUAAACUCAUUGAGAGCAGCUUCUUCCUCGGCGGGUCCAACAAAGUUGUCUGUCAGAGACGCUUUGAAUUCAGCCAUGGCCGAAGAAUUGGACAGAGACCCUGAGGUGUUCUUGAUCGGUGAGGAGGUCGCACAGUACAACGGUGCUUACAAGGUUUCCAGAGGACUGCUAGACAAAUACGGGCCCAAACGAAUCGUUGAUACCCCAAUUACCGAAAUGGGUUUCACUGGUCUUGCUGUGGGUGCUUCGUUGGCAGGCUUGAAGCCAAUCUGCGAAUUCAUGACAUUUAACUUUGCCAUGCAGUCAAUCGAUCACAUUAUCAAUUCCGCUGCCAAGACCCUCUACAUGUCUGGUGGUAAGCAACCCUGUAACAUCACUUUCCGUGGUCCUAACGGAGCUGCUGCUGGUGUUGCAGCCCAACAUUCCCAGGACUACUCUGCUUGGUACGGAUCUAUCCCAGGUCUGAAAGUUAUCUCUCCCUACUCUGCCGAGGACUAUAAGGGUCUGUUCAAGAGCGCCAUCAGAGACCCAAACCCUACCAUCUUUUUGGAAAAUGAACUGUUGUACAACGAAGAGUUCGAAGUUUCUCCUGAGGUUCUGUCCCCUGAUUUCACUGUUCCAAUUGGUAAAGCCAAGAUCGAGCGUGAAGGUACCGAUAUCACGAUUGUAUCCCACAGCAGAAAUUUGCAGUUCUGUUUGGAGGCAGCCACCAUUUUGAAGGAAAAGUAUGGUGUCUCAUCUGAGGUUCUCAACCUUCGUUCCAUCAAGCCAUUGGAUGUUCCUGCCAUUGUUGAAUCUGUCAAGAAGACCAACCAUCUGAUAACUGUUGAAGCCGGUUUCCCAGCCUUUGGUGUUGGUUCCGAGAUUUGCGCUCAGGUCAUGGAAUCCGAAGCUUUUGACUACCUAGAUGCCCCUGUUGAAAGAGUGACCGGAUGUGAAGUUCCAACCCCCUACGCCAAGGAAUUAGAAGACUUUGCCUUCCCAGACACCCCAACUAUUAUAAGAGCUGUCGAGAAGGUUCUUUCGUUGAAAGAGUGA